CUCUUACAUGUCCACGUCAGACCCAUAAAGCGCGAUAAAAGCAGGAAGAAGAAGGAAGUAGAAGAUAACCAAAACAAACGAGCUCUGUGCUCUCUCUCACUCACCAUCUCACCUUUAAUUCCCUGCUCAACAGAAAGAGAAAUAGGGCUCGGCAGAUUUGGGGUUUCAAAGUUUGGAAGGAUAAUAAAAUGGAGAAAUUUUGUGAGUUCUGCUUGGCAUUGAGGCCGGUUGUGUACUGCAAAGCUGAUGCAGCACUUCUUUGCCUCUCCUGCGAUGCGAAGGUCCAUUCGGCAAACACACUUUUCAACCGGCAUUUGCGCAGUAUCUUGUGUGACUUGUGCAGACAUUUCCCGGCUUGUAUUCAGUGUUUGGAUCACAAGAUGUUUAUGUGCCGUGCCUGUGACCGUGCUUUGCACACGAUCGCCUCCCAACAUCCAAAAAGGGCAAUCAGCAGUUACACAGGUUCCCCGUCUGCUGAGGACUUUGCAGCAUUGUGGGGUUUCAAAUUGAACGAGACCGACAAUUGUAGUGCGCAUUUGGAUUUGAAUGGGACUCUGUCCAAUUCUUGUGGCUCUUCGUGCGACUCAAGUGCAGUAAACUUGGAUAGUCUAGAGCAGUCUUGCUCUCAAGCUGAAGGCCUUCUGGCAGCAAAUUCUCUCACCUGGAUUUCAGGUGCUGAACCUGAAGCGGGAUCGAGCAGUCAACAAUACAAGAUAUCUCCUGAAGGUCAAGAGAACAAUUUCAUUCUGCACCAGAUUCUAGAAUUGAAAAGGAUUCAGCUUUCUGGGGGAAACGGCCCUUCACUGCUGGAACCCGGUAGAGAGCAAAGUGACCUAUCUUCCUCAGUACUUCGGACAUCGAAGAGGCUCGAUGUUCAUCUUGAUCAGCGUUUACAACAUUCUCAGAAUGCCGGCAUUAAAUUUAGGCAAAGGGACAGUCCGGUUCAGGAACUGAAAGUUGAUCAUUUAUCAUUUCCAUUUUCUCAAAUGGAGCAUAUGCAACCAUCUUCACCUGCUGGACUUCCAUUGCAUACAGAAUCCUUUUGGCAAUGCAGAAGUCCGGUUCAAAGUAAUCAGUUGUGGCCUCAAAAUAUGCAAGACAUAGGGGUUUGUGAAGAACUUGUUUGUUCUGAUGAUUUCGAUAUACCUGAUGUUGAUAUGACAUUUCAAAACUUCGAAGAACUAUUCGGAGGUGAUCAAGAUCCUAUCAGAGCUGCAGUGCUUCAUGAUAAAGAUGUGUCUUACUCGUCGGUGGAGAAGGGCAUAUCCCUGGACAAAUCGGAUAAUGGCAAUGCAAGUGCAGCGAACAUGAUGCAUCAGAGGCUUCAUCUGUUUUCAUUAAUCGGUCUGCUCACUUGGACAACGAUAAGGCUUGUAACCAACCUGAAAACCAUCAAGAAAACAUGGAUUCUCCAUGUCCUAUUCAACCGUGUUCAACUCUGUCGUUCUGUAUUUCAAGGCACAGCACCGAAGGCAGUGGGAAUGAUUGUCAUAACAGCGAGAUUUCCCCCAUCACCGGAGGGGAGAGCUCAAGCAGUUCACCUCAUGUAAGUAAAAGGAGGAGGAACAAAGAUUAGAAGCAUUCCCGGCUGUAAGCCU
Messenger RNA from Malus domestica (apple), 1598 nucleotides. NCBI's taxonomy places the organism in Eukaryota, Viridiplantae, Streptophyta, Magnoliopsida, Rosales, Rosaceae. The record is from RefSeq and is a predicted model, not a curated record.